Sclerotinia borealis F-4128 is the source of this 1668-nucleotide messenger RNA. The record is from the annotation of a GenBank genome assembly. Lineage: Eukaryota; Fungi; Ascomycota; Leotiomycetes; Helotiales; Sclerotiniaceae.
AUGGGUAUCUUGCGACAACAACAACAUUCAAACCAUACAGCUGGAGUAGCAACCGAGAAAGUUCCUCUUUCUCAGCGUAUUCGCAUUUGUAUCCGCCAACAUUCACCAGUACAUAUUCACCGGAAUCACCAUCACGAUAACGAUACCAUGAAUACGAACAACAGUAAUAAUAAUAAUAACGGUGGUGGUGGUACACUCUCGCCUUCUCUCGAGAAAUCGCAGUCUCGAAUUACUGAAAUGCCGAACCAGAAACCAAACUUGAUAUUUCAGAGAAGAUCAAGUACUUCAGACAAAUUAUCACACUCUGUCUCAACUGCAUCUGCGACAUCACCAUCUCCCUUUAAACGACAAUCGUUCAUUUCACCGAUGAAUACAAGUCUUACAGUCAAGACAGAUUUCGCGUCGCCGAAACAAAAAUAUGCGAUCCCGCAUUUUCUUAACUUUUCGACAAAUGUGUUGGGGAGCAAAUUCAUGGCUCUCAGAAAUUAUGAACAGACUCUAAGAAUCAUACCAAAUACAUUAUUGUAUCAUCCUGUCGUACUAUCUCGCAAUAGAUAUAGCGAUGUCUAUCCAUGGGAACAUCAUCGAAUUAAACUGCAUUCGCUACAAUUUGGCUAUAUCAACGCAUCGCCCAUCGCUCUUCGAACUGCAAAUGGAAGUGGAUCUGAGCAGGAAAAUUUUAUAGCGACGCAGGGACCGAGGGAUAAUGGAUAUGAUGGGGGAUUGUUCUGGGAAAUGUGUUGGCAGGAAAUGGCUGAGGUGGUGGUUAUGUUGACGAGACCGGUGGAGGAAGGGAAGGAAAAAUGUGGUGUUUAUUAUGCCGAGGAUGUUGGGGAGGUUAAGAAAGUUGGGGAGUGGGAGGUUAAAUGUGUGGGGAAAGAGGAAGAGGGGGGGACGGUUAGGAGGACAUUGAAGUUGAGGAGGGUGGGAAGAGCGGCGAGUUGUGUGAGUGUUAGUACGAGGAGUAGUGGUAGUGUUGGCAGUGUUGGGAAAGGAACAGUUGGGAUAGCUGAGACGAUAGAAGAAGGACAACUAGAACAAACAACGGAAAUGGAACCUCAAGCAGAGGAAUUACAGGACGAAGGGGUCGAUGUCGAAGUCGAAGUCGAAGAACGCACAAUCCACCAUUUCCUAUUCGAAUCCUGGCCCGAUAACGAUAUCCCUCAAUCGCCUGCCGAUAUCCAUUCACUCCUCUCCCUCAUCGACGUCUCUCGGACCGCCAACAAUCACUCCAACAUUCCCCGCAUAAUCCACUGUUCAGCGGGUGUUGGUCGAACCGGCACAUUCAUCGCGCUAGAUCAUCUUCUCCGAGAAUUGGAUAUGGGACAUCUAGAUGGAUUGGCGAAAGAUAAAGAUCCGGUCUUUGAAACGGUGAAGAAGUUGAGAGAUCAGAGAAUGUUGAUGGUGCAUAGGGUGGCGCAGUUUGCUAUGAUUUAUAGUGUUUUGAAGGAGAAGUGGUUGGAGAGGGAAAUGGAGAGGGGAAGGAGUUCUAAGGAGAAAGGGAAGGAGAAGGAGAAGGAAGAACAGAAAGACAAAGAGAAAGAUCAAGAUCAAGAUGUUGAGGUUGAGACCCCCGGAGGUGGCUCGACGAAAAAGCGGAAAUUGGGUGAUUCAGGGGGCGCAUGCGAGGACUGGAGAAAUGGGGAAGUCAAGUUCUUGCAUAAGUGA